This is a messenger RNA of Alnus glutinosa, 1710 nucleotides long. RefSeq names its product serine/threonine-protein phosphatase PP1-like. Gene Ontology annotation, molecular function: protein serine/threonine phosphatase activity. The transcript is spliced from 4 exons. Bases 300 to 1325 code for a protein of 341 amino acids. Gene Ontology annotation, cellular component: nucleus; cytoplasm. The record is from RefSeq and is a predicted model, not a curated record. NCBI's taxonomy places the organism in Eukaryota, Viridiplantae, Streptophyta, Magnoliopsida, Fagales, Betulaceae.
CCUUUCCGUCUUCCGUCGACCAUCGUAUUUGUAGAGACUCUCUCUCUCUCUCUCUAAACCCACACUCAGCUGUAAAGCAAUUUUUCCACUUUCUCCGUUCAACUCCCAAAGGGGAAUGUCUCUAAUUCUGUCAAAUUGUGUAACGACGUCCUUCUCCUGACGAAACGACAUCUCUCCCACCAAGGCAUGCUGUUAUUCCCUGCUCACUCCCUCUCUCCCGUUUCAACAAUCUCAGAUUUUCGCUGUUUCAGUCACGUCCAAUAGAACCGUUGACUUUUUUCCUUCCUGGCCAAGGAGGAAUGGACCAAUCGCUGCUCGACGACAUAAUCAACCGGCUUAUGGAAGUCCGAGGCCGACCGGGCAAGCAGGUCCAGCUCUCGGAGUCGGAGAUCCGACAUCUCUGCGUUGUUUCUAGAGAGAUUUUCUUGCAACAGCCCAAUUUGUUGGAGCUUGCGGCACCCAUCAAGAUUUGUGGUGACAUACAUGGUCAAUAUUCUGAUCUUUUAAGGCUUUUUGAGUAUGGUGGAUUACCUCCUAAAGCCAACUACUUAUUUUUGGGGGAUUAUGUGGAUCGAGGCAAGCAAAGUUUAGAAACAAUUUGUCUACUCCUAGCAUAUAAAAUAAAAUAUCCUGAGAACUUUUUCCUCUUGAGGGGAAACCACGAAUGUGCUUCUAUCAAUCGUAUAUAUGGCUUUUAUGAUGAAUGUAAGAGAAGAUUUAAUAUCAGGUUAUGGAAGACAUUCACAGACUGCUUUAACUGCCUGCCAGUUGCAGCCCUAAUUGACGAAAAAAUUCUCUGCAUGCAUGGGGGUCUUUCUCCGGAUCUGCAAAAUUUGGAUCAGAUUAGAAAUUUACAGCGGCCAACUGAUGUACCAGACACAGGUUUGCUCUGUGAUCUUCUCUGGUCUGAUCCCAGUAAUGAUAUUCAAGAUUGGGGAAUGAAUGAUAGGGGAGUUUCAUAUACAUUUGGUGCUGACAAGGUGACGGAGUUUCUUCAGAAGCACGAUUUGGAUCUCGUUUGUCGUGCUCACCAGGUUGUAGAGGACGGCUAUGAGUUCUUUGCCAACCGACAACUUGUUACUAUAUUUUCAGCACCUAAUUAUUGUGGGGAGUUUGACAAUGCCGGUGCCAUGAUGAGUGUGGAUGAGACACUAAUGUGCUCCUUCCAAAUAUUAAAGCCUGCAGAUAAAAAGUCGAAGUUCAACUUUGGGAGCAUGCCAACAGCCAAACCUGGAAAUUCUCCAACAGGGAUUUUUGGGAGUACAACUACAGCUAAGCCUGGAAACCCCCCAACUGGAGUGAAGUCCUUCCUUGGGGCAAUAUGAGAUUUGUUUUGAUGGAUAGAGGUGGAGCCUGGAGCCACACCCCAGUUGGGUCAGAAACACAAAUGGGAGGCCACUUUAUGAGCUUGAGGUCCAUUUAAUUUAACUAUAAAAUGUCGAAAAUUGUACAAAAUUGGAAGGAAAAUAUCAUUAGAAACUAAUACAAAAAGAUUGUUUUCCUUGAUACGAAGUUGUGUUUGAAGAGAUGGUAAGGCUGUAAUCCUUUUUCUUCCUGCUUGUACACUAGCUAUAUGAAUUGUUAGCUUAAAAUGUUUCACCCACGUUUGCUAUGAAACCGUGAAAGAUUGAUUCAGGGACACAAGAAUGUUCAAAAAAUGUCUCAUGUUUUCUUUUAAUAUUUUAUUUUAUUUUAUUUUUCUUGGGAAAA